AAUAUUUACAGUUCAAUACGAUUGGUUAUGAUCACAAUUUAUUAUAUAUAAAGAAAAUAAGAGAAAACAAGAGAAAAAAAGAUAUCAAUAAGAAAAGUUUGUAAAAAAAUUACAAAAUCUACAAAAAAAAAAUUAACAGUAAAAAUAUGUAACAGUAAAAAUCAAAUAUAAAAUUAUUAAAAUAGUUAAAAAAAAAACAGUAAAAAGUAUUAAAAAGAAAUAAAAAAUUUGGAUAUUUAUAAAAAAACUUUUACCAUUUGGAAUCACAUUUAUAAUUGACAAAUGUUACUUAAACAAAUACCAAUUUUUGGAGAACAAUUAGUCGUAGAAUUAUAAAGAAAGAAAUAAUUUGUACAAAAUAUGGAAGAAGAUAAAGAUUAUAUAACAGUUGUGGAAGUAGAUGAUCCGAAUGGUAAAAAACUCUCUCAAGAGAGAGUUAUAUUACCAAACGAGCAUAACGAUUUAGAUGAAGAUUCCUCAUUUAUAACGGUAUUAUCUAUAAAUGAAAAUGAAUCUAAAUUAAAUCAAGAAAAUAAAAAACAAUUAACUGUAAUAUCAGAAAUAGUUGUUGUAUAUCGUUUACCCGGAGAAAGAUUAGGAUUUGGAUUAAAAUUCCAAGGUGGAACUAAGUCAAAUGAAAAAAUACAAAGACUUUUUAUACAAUCAUGCGCCCCAGAUAGUCCAGCUUCACGUGUAAAAGCUAGUUGGGGUAAUUUGAAAGAAGGUGAUGAAAUUUUAACAAUUGAUGAUCAGCCUGUUAUUCAAAUGACACGAAUAGAAUGUGUUAAGUGUUUGAAAGAAAGUAAUGUUGCCAUAAAAUUGGAACUAAGGAAUGGCGAUGGAAUUAAAAUUGAAAAUAUUGAAGAAGAGAAAGCAAAAUUAAAUCAGCAACCUCCACCGCCACCACCAGUACCACCAAGAAAAUUAUUAAAGAGAAGACUUUCUGAUAAAAUUAUAACUAAAAAAGAUGAAAAGUGCGUAACUCCACCACCAGAUCCAGAAUAUUACAUUAAUUUAUUAUCAGAUGAGACAGCUUCUGUUAUUACAGGUUCCGAAAGUGACGAUACAAGCAGUUCUAUAUCAACUGUAAUAGACAAAUUUUCAUUAAGUUCUAGUUAUUCUUCUGAAUCAGACUUAACUAAUUAUGGUCUUCUAAAUGGUUCUAAUAAUGUGAUUAAUAAAUCUGAAUUAGCCAAGGUUUUGCAACCAUUUACAUUACUAGAAGAAGAGUUUAAUGUCGAUAGUUCUGCUCAAUUAGAGGAAUGUUUAAAAAAGUUAGAGCCAAUUGAAAUCAAUCAAACAAUUAUUCUUGCAAAUGAAGUGCAAGUGACACAAAAUGAAAAUGCAAGACCAUAUGAAAAUGUUGAAAUUAGUUUAAAUAACAAUACAUCUAAACAAAAUUUAUUCAAGAAUCAAUAUGAGAAUAUUGAUUUAUCUAAGAAUAAGAGUUGCCAAGUUAAUCCAUAUGAAAAUAUUGACUUAAUAUCAACUGCAAAAGUAGAAGGAACCAAGACGAAUGAUUAUGAAAAUAUAGAAAUUCCUUCAACGAAUACAUCUGACUUGCAAAUUAUUCAAUAUGAAAACAUCGAAAUUUCUAUUCCUCCAACUCCAAAACCAAGAAUUAUAGAACCAAAAAGACGUCAAAUUUUGCCCGUUCCAAGAAAAAUUAAUUUACCAACCAAAAUUGAGAUCAAUCAAUCUUCUAAUACAGAAGUUAAAUUAAAGAGUUCGCCCGAAUCACAACCAAAAAGUAAUUCUUCAGCAAAUUCUCAUAGCAGCAAAUCGGAUUUAAUAACAAAAAUUCCAAAAGCCAUUACUUCCAUGUUUUCCUCAUCAUCGUCUCAAAAUUCUAAAAAUAUUGAACGAGCAAAAACUGAUAUUGAUUUAAGAACUAAAGCAAAAUCAACUUCUCCAUCUGGCGAGCUGAGCAGUCUUCAAAGGCAAUGUCAAAAUUUUAUUAAAAACGAAGUCCAAAAUUCCUUAGAAAAGAUAUCUGUUAGAUGUUUAAAAUCAUGUGACGAUUUAGAAAGAAUAGGUAAAUCCAAAAUUCCUGUUAUAUUGCCUUUGCGAAAAUUAUCUAUUGAAGAUGCUUCAGAUCUAAAUUAUGUUGAAAAUAAACCUCCUGUUAUUAAAACAUCACUUACUAAGCAAAAAUCGGAAAGUGACUUAAAGCUAGCUCUACAAAGAACUAGAUCUGGUGAGAAUAUCAAGAUUAGUAAUUUGCCCACAUUCAAACCAGCAAAUCAAUUAAACGGUAAUGAAAAGCCAAUAUUACAAAGAUCACUGUCAGCAGAUACUAAACAAAUACCAGAAAGAUCUACUCAAAUACCAAAAUUAAGUCAAGAAACUGUUGCAAAAUUGAGAGGGCCAAAGCCAAAGCCUCCAGAACGUGUUCAAUCUUUACAAAAAUCAACUGGUAUCCCAAAAUUAUUAAGUUCUCCAGCUGAAGAGUUUAAAACUUUUAAACCAAAUGUCGAAAAGCCGUCAUUAAUGAAAAAUGAUUUGGGUCAAAUGAAGCAAGUGCAUAAUAAAGAUAUCAAAUUUAAAAUUCAGACUUACGAAGGUAAUUCUAUAGAGCAAGAUCCUCCUCUAUUAAAUGAUUUGAAUCGAAACCAUUCGGCGAUCAAUUCAACUACUACAAACAAACUGACAAAUAAAGUCGUUUGUCCCCUGCCAGAAGCAUUGGGAAAAGAUAAAAAUAAAGAAAUUGAAAUAAAUUCAAUAUCAUUACCAGAAGAUAAUAAAUACAAUAAUCAAAAUAUUGAAAAUAAUGUUGAAAUUAAAGAAAUUAAAAAAUUUUCGGUUGAUAUAUUUAAAAAUAUUGAAAACUUGGAUAUUAACGAAAACUUAGAUCAAAUUGAACAACCUGAUCUCAAUAUUCCCGUAGUAGUGGUUGGAAAAUGUAAAAAAAUUGACGCUACUAAUGAAGAUAAUUAUAUAGUAAGUAGUUCAAGUGAAGAUGAAGAUGACGAAAAAAAUUAUGAUAUUGAAGAAGGAGAAAAAUUAGGACCACCGGAGUUAAUUAAUGGACCUGGACCAUCAGAGGCAUAUUUUAAUAGUUUUCCAUGGCUCUCGAGUAUGCUACCCACUAUUGGAGAAGUCGAAGAAGAAUUUUCUUCCUUAGAAUUACAACAACAAUUAGGAAAACAAAAGGAAUUUCAAUUACAGCAACAACAGUUACAAUCUCCUUAUCAAAAGCAACAGCAAUGUAAUAACGUGCAAAACCAUGAGCAUGUAGAAAACCAGCAAACUAAUUUAGGUAUGAACCAGCAGCCACAUUUGCAAAUUGAAAAAUCAUCGCAAGAGGAUAAAGAAUUCAAACAGUCCGAAGAAGCAAUCCAACAUUCUGAAACCUCUUCGGUUAUGACUCGGCCAUUUGUCCUUAUUAACGAUAUACCAGAAUCGAAGCCAAAAUCGCAGCAAGAGCAAAAUCAAGAAAAUGAGAAGCCAAAAGAAGAAAAUUUACCACACGAACAACAUUCAGAGCAAGAAAAUAUUGUUUUUUCCGAAAACAAUUUAUCAAAUAAUGGAGAAAGUGAAGCUAACUUUCAACAAGAGGACAAUCAAAUAUCGUUGGAUCUUCAAAAUAGCCAACAAAGCAAAAAAAAGAAUUUGUCGCACAAUAAAACUCUUGCACCCGCGCCACCUUUACCAGUAUCAAAAAUAAUGAAAACUUCUCAAACAAAUAUAAUAUCACUGCAGCAAUCACAAGUUGAUAACAAGCCGAUAAAUUCUGAAAUAGAAAUUCUAAUUAAUUCUGUUAAAACAAGUGAUAAAAAUUGUAAUGGUAUAACAGAAAGCAACAAAAUUCUUGAUAAAAAUCCUAUUGAGAAUGAAAUUUUGGGAAAUUCAAAUAUAAAUUUGGAUUUAAAUUCUAAUUUAAAUUAUGGCAAUAAUGAUCAUAAAACAGAAAAUAUUUCCUUCAUUCAAAUUAAUGAUGAUGACAAUGUUGCAGGUAUUGAAAAUUCUGGUGAAAUAACAGUUACACAGGAACAAAAUAUAAAUGUUCAACAUAUACCAAUUAAAUCAAGUAAAGAUGAUGAACAAGUGAUAGAAAAUAUUGAUAAUAAAGUAAGUAAAACAAAAUCUGACAUACCAGUUACUGAAACUACUUUAGAAAUUUUACCAACAACAUCAUUAACGGAAUGCACAACUCCAGAUAUUAAAAGUUCAAAUAUUGUUGUUAAUGAUAUCAAAAAUGAAGAUAAGAUAACAUCAACAGCGAAUAAUAUACAAACAGACGAUGUUAAUAUUGCAAAAAGCUCUAAUAGUACAUCAGUACAAAUUGAAAAACCUAAAACACCGGAUAAGUGUGAAGUAAAUAAUCGUUCCGAAAAACGUGGUAUACUAGUAAGUAUUAUUAAAAAAAGUUUAUUUGGACGUGGGAGUGAUAAAAUGGAUAAAGAUAAUAAAAAGAACGGGAAAAAUUCAAAAAAAAGUACUGGAACUGACUCCAUUUCAAAAACUGCAGAAAAUAAUUCUAAUCAAGCAGAAAUGAAGUCAGAGAAAAUUUGUGAGAAUAAUAUAAAUCUAGAACAAAAUGCGAAUCAAAUUGAAAACAAUAAUAACGGGCAAAUGAUUCUUACAGCAAUAUCAGAAAAUAAUUUUGAAAAAAUUGUAACUCCAUCUGACGUUCAAAUUUCUAAUGUAUUAAAAUACGAGACUUCAGAUGAAAACAAUACCAAAUCAGAUGAUAUAAAAAAAUUUAUUUCGGAGGAGAAGCAACUCAUCUUAUCAAGUAGUGAAAAUCAAAAUACUGGAGAAAAUAAUGCUUUCUCUGACACUGACAUUAAAAAUGUAAAAAAUAUUAAGGUGUCCGAUAAGAAAUCAAAAACUAUUGAUGAACUUAAUUCCAAGUCCCAUGAAGAGAAAAGAAUUAUUGAAGAAACGUUAUUACAAGUAAGUAAAAUUACUCCAGAUCCACCAAGUAUGUUUGAAGAAAUAAAAAUUGCAAUUGUUGAAAAUGUUACGUCUGAAGACGAAACUAUUUUGGAUGCAAAACUAGUACCAGUUAAAGUACAAACAAAAAAUAUUUCAUCAGACGAUAAAAACAUGGUGAAUCUGAAAUCGUUUAAAAAGGAUUCAGAAAUAAAACCACAAGAAGAACCUGUUUUGACUAAUAUUGUGCGUGUUGAAAAUUCUACUGAAAUAGAAUUACCGAAUAUAAAACUAAUUUGUUCGGAGUUUGUCAAACAAGAAGCUCAAAACUCCAACAAAUCAAAUGAAAUUAAACGAUUUUCAAAAAAUUUACAAACAAAAGAAACAACAAAUCAAGAAGAAGAUAAAAUAAAAGUAAUUAAAAAGGUUGCGCCACCUCCACCAGUAAGAACAAAUAAGAUUCCAUCUUCUAACGUUUCUAAAAACGAGGUAGAUACUUCAAAAGUUUCUAAAAAAGAAAUUAUUAACCUUGAUUCAGAUAAAAUGAAAUCUGAAACCAUAAAUGGUAAACUUGAAUUAAUUACAUCGAAAGUUGAAGAACAAACUUACAAACUUCCAAAAUCUAAUUCAGUUGAAACUUUAAAAGAAGAAAUAAAUGAAAAACCAUUAGUUAAUGGGCGGCGAUUUUCAGAAGGCCAAGAUAAUAUUGAUAAAAUUCUUGAACGCGAUGCAUUCUAUUGGAAAUUAUUUAAUAAGAAUCGUUCAGAACCUUCUGGUAAAGAAGAUGAAAUUGAAAAUAAAAAAAUUGAUGAAAAUAAUCUAUCUAAUAAAAAACAAGUAAUUGAAAAUAUUGACAUAAAAAUAAAUAAAAUUGAACCUAAAAUUUCUGAAGAAAAACCAUCAUUAGAUCAAAGAAUAAUUUUAGGAGACGAAGAUUCAAAUUCUAAAAAUAAUCUGAAAAUUAAAAAUAAAUUACAUUCUAGUAAUGAAAAAUCGAAAGGAAUGAAAUCAACAAAAGCUGUAGCUAGUAGUGAUUCGUAUGAAAAUUACAACUCCGAUGUUGUAGUUAAUAAUGCUAAAAAUACUGAUACGGAACAAAAACUUUUUUCAAAAGUUGAUUGUAAUGAAACAGAAGUUAACGAUUUAAAAUCUUUAGCAGAUCUUGAUGAUCCACUUAUUGAGAUACCAGCAGAAUCUAUAUGGAAUGUUAAACAAGAUAAGAGUGAUGAAAAUAUUGAAAAUCCUGAAAUUAAAAUGGAAAUUUCUGUAGAAACAGAAAUUUUAAUGAAGGAAAACUCUAAUAAAGGUAAAAAGAAACAUUUUUUUGUUUUAUUGAUUUGGGAAUGAUUUAUUAUCGGAUUUGAUGAAAAUAAAAUUGCCAAUCUUGUAGACAUGAUGAUGAUUAAAAUGAUGAUCCGAUUCGAUUCGAU
Molecule: messenger RNA, 6308 nt
Organism: Condylostylus longicornis
Lineage: Eukaryota; Metazoa; Arthropoda; Insecta; Diptera; Dolichopodidae
Product: MATH and LRR domain-containing protein PFE0570w-like
Exons: 5
Coding region: 361-6225 (1954 amino acids)
Molecular function (GO): protein binding
Source: RefSeq, a predicted model, not a curated record